GUUAACUUCAAUUCACUGAGUUCCAGAUUCUUAAUGGAAUCAAGCUGCUGGAUGUCUCUGAUCUAUGAACAGCGCACUGAAGUCAUGAAUAAUCAUGUCUCUUGCAAGUUCGAAGAUAUUUCUAUACCCUACGGUUGUACUGUAUGCUCUAAUUGGCUUAACAAUAUGCCAAUAUACUCAAAGUCAAUACCUUCAGGUCAUAAAUACAAACUCUGGAACAGCCGAUACAUACGGCUAUUCAAUUGAUAAUAAUGAAAUACCGGAAAGAAUAGCAGGUGGUAAAUUCGCCAAACUUGGAGAUUUUCCGUAUAUGGCGGUGGUGCAUCGACUCGUAGGUAAUGGAGUAAUCGGACAAUGUGGCGGUACCAUUAUAUCCAAAAGAUGGGUUCUUACAGCCGCCCAUUGCGCAGCGAAAUAUCCACAAAAAUUCUUUGUAGUAUUUGGUAUCAUCGACAAAUCUAACGUAGGAUAUGAUUACCUUAAUGGCCCCGGAGUGUCGAUGAUUACGACUCAAGCGUACAUACAUCCGACGUAUACAAAUGCUCACAAUGAUAUUGCGUUGCUCUAUAUGCCAAAAGACAUUCCUUUUUCGUACACUAUACAGCCUAUAAAACUCGCCUAUGAAGCUAACACCUUUGCAAAUGAAAAUGCUUUUGUAAUCGGUUGGGGAAAAGAGAGUCCGUCUAGCAGAGGCUCGUCAAGACUAAAGUAUGCUGCGAUGACGAUUAUAGGAAAUGAUGAGUGCAAACAGUACUGGCACACCACCUUUAACCACAUUUGUACGGCCUCAGGAUCAGGACGAGACGCUUGUCAGGGUGACAGUGGCGGUCCUCUUAUUGUAACGAAGGAUGGCCAGGAUCUUCAAAUCGGUAUUGUCAGUUACGGAGAUGCAUUUUGCCCAGGCAAAUUCCCUGGCGUAUUUACCAGGGUUUCUCAAUAUAUAAAUUGGAUUCAUGCAGUUACGAGGAAUAAUAUCUAUUAGAAGAAUAUCUACAUAUUAAUAAGUUUGAUAUUAGUAUACAUAUCAUAUUAAAAAAAAAUAAGUAAAAAUGUAUAUUAACUAUGUAUGUUUUUCGUAACACUGUGCUAAGAAAAUAUAAUUAUAAGAAAGGUUAUGUGAAAGGUA
This is a messenger RNA of Pogonomyrmex barbatus (red harvester ant), 1126 nucleotides long. Its product is annotated as venom protease-like. Lineage: Eukaryota; Metazoa; Arthropoda; Insecta; Hymenoptera; Formicidae. Gene Ontology annotation, molecular function: serine-type endopeptidase activity. Gene Ontology annotation, biological process: proteolysis. The record is from RefSeq and is a predicted model, not a curated record.